This is a messenger RNA of Brassicogethes aeneus, 1701 nucleotides long. The record is from the annotation of a GenBank genome assembly. Lineage: Eukaryota; Metazoa; Arthropoda; Insecta; Coleoptera; Nitidulidae.
AUGAAAUUAAUUAAAAGUUCGUUAAUUAUAACGAGAAAGUUGCAUGCAGGAAUAUCAACAACCUUGCAGAAAACACAGCCAGAUAUUGUAGCUAAAAAUCAAACAUUAACAGAUACUUUUGGAAGGCACCAUGAUUACCUAAGAAUAUCUUUAACAGAAAGGUGUAAUUUAAGGUGCCAAUAUUGCAUGCCAGCCGAAGGUGUCAAACUAUCAGAAAAAUCAAAAAUUCUUACAACUGAUGAAAUUAUUCAAAUAGCAGAUUUAUUUGUUAACGAAGGGGUAAAAAAAAUUAGAUUAACAGGUGGUGAACCCACUACAAGAAAAGAUUUAACGGAUAUAAUAACCCAAUUAAAGCAAUUAAAUGGUUUAGAGUGUGUGGCAAUGACAACAAAUGGUUUGGUUCUCACCAGGCAAUUGGUUGCUUUGCAGAAAGCAGGUUUGGACAUUUUAAAUAUUAGUUUGGACACGAUUAAUAAAUCUCGUUAUGAAAAAAUUACCAGAAGGAAAGGUUUGGAAAGGGUAUUAAUGGGUAUAGACUUGGCUCUUCAGUUGGAUUAUAAUCCUGUAAAAAUAAACUGUGUUGUUAUAAAAAAUUUUAAUGAGGACGAAAUACUUGAUUUUGUUGAAAUGACUAAAGAAAAAAAUGUUGACGUAAGGUUCAUAGAAUAUAUGCCUUUUUCUGGCAACAAGUGGGAAGUUGAUAAAAUGGUAUCCUACAAGGAAAUGCUGGAUAUUAUCCAUAAAAAAUGGCCUGAAUUUUCCCCCCUUCCAAACGGUAAAAACGACACGUCCAAGGCGUGGAAAGUUCCAGGAUAUAAAGGACAAGUUGGUUUUAUAACAUCAAUGAGUGAACAUUUCUGUGGUUCAUGCAAUAGAUUAAGAAUUACUGCUGAUGGAAAUCUUAAAGUAUGUUUGUUUGGAAAUACUGAGGUCUCUCUAAGAGAUGCCAUUAGAAGCAAAUGUUCACAAGACGAUUUGGUGGCAUUAGUUCAAGCGGCUGUUAAAAGAAAGAAGAAACAACAUGCAGGGUUGCCAGCACACAAAAAACACGCCCUGUGGCCACUGCAUACUUUAAAAACGAACCCAUCUAGUCAUCCAAACUUGCUAACGGCAACACCGCUACAGCACCAGUCGGUCAGCUUCUACUGCGCCGGCGCGGAAAAAAGUUUCUCCCACGUCGACGCAGACGGCAAAGUGCGCAUGGUCAACGUGUCGGGAAAAGUCGCGACGGUUCGCAGAGCCACCGCCAGAGCGAGCGUCAGAGUCGGCCACGAAAUCGCCGCCUUGAUUAGGGAGAACAACGUGAAAAAAGGCGACGUGCUGAGCGUAUCUCAGAUGGCCGGGAUAUUGGCCGCGAAGAAGACGGCCGACAUCAUCCCGCUCUGCCACAACAUCCCUCUCACCGGCGUCGAGGUGACAGUGCAACUCGACAACGUGCUGAAGCGAGUGCUGAUCGAGGCGACGGUCGAGUGCGAGGGUAAAACGGGGGUGGAAAUGGAAGCUUUGACGGCCGCCGCCGUUUCGGCUCUCACGGUUUACGAUAUGUGCAAGGCCGUCACCAAGAGCAUCACCAUCGGUGAUAUUCAUUUGGUGAGCAAAUCGGGCGGGAAAUCUGGCAACUAUGCUAAACCGGAGAUCAGCGUUAGAGAAUAUGAAAGGGCACCCAUUGUACAGCCGUCGGUUUUUGUUGGUGGAGUUUAA